AUGCUUUCAGUAAAUUCUACUAACGCUAACAAACAACAAACAAUGCAGGAAACAUGGAAACGUACAAAGAAACUUUUCAUGCAGUUUUUGCCACUUACAGUUCUCUUUGCUGUAACCGACCUGCCAUGGGCAAUUCGUCAAGCACUCCGAAGUAUCUUUCCUGACUUUUUAAAUGGUAUUUCAGCAGAGUUGGAAGUCUUUUUAGCAUAUCUUACGGUAUUAUAUCAGUUGCUCAUUGUAUUUACAAUUUUCCUGAAUCAACAAGAAUUAAGAUCAAAAUUUCGACAACUAAUAAAAAAAAUGUGGAUGAAAGUGCGGAGAAGAAUAUUUGGAAUGAAUGCAGUCGAACCAUUGGCUCGAGCAGCUACCGUUGGAACAGCAUCAUACUUUCACUAA
Messenger RNA from Adineta steineri, 396 nucleotides. NCBI's taxonomy places the organism in Eukaryota, Metazoa, Rotifera, Eurotatoria, Adinetida, Adinetidae. The record is from the annotation of a GenBank genome assembly.